Alternaria alternata is the source of this 1269-nucleotide messenger RNA. RefSeq lists its product as hypothetical. The transcript has a single exon. The coding region runs from base 1 to 1269 and encodes 422 amino acids. Lineage: Eukaryota; Fungi; Ascomycota; Dothideomycetes; Pleosporales; Pleosporaceae. The record is from RefSeq and is a predicted model, not a curated record. Gene Ontology annotation, cellular component: nucleus.
AUGAAUCUACUCGCCGGGUACUCCGACUCAGAGUCCGACGGCGAAGCGCCGCCCGCGCCAAAAGUAGUCGCGAAGCCAUCCGCGAAGCCAGCCUUCCAGAAGGUCGUCGAUCGCUCGAAUCCAGGGCGCAUCAAGGUCAACCUUCCCGGCGCGUUACAGUCGCGAUCCGACAAAGACGAUAUCCAGGAUGAUGCGCCGCCGGCAAAAAAGGCGCGCCUGGGUGGAGGUUCGUCGUUCGGUGGCUUCAACGCAAUGCUGCCUGCGCCGAAGAAGCCAAACGUAAAUGCCAUUUCAGCAUCCGAAGGUUCCAAGACAGGAGGCAGAGGAUUAGGGAAGGGACUCGCUUCUGGUGUCAACCUGAAGACUGGCGCAGAGCCUGCGUUCAAGAGGGAGUCAAAGGUGGAGGCGGAGGAGUACGACGAGACUGGCAACCCGAUCAAGAAGGAGCCUAAGUCGAGGGAAGAUUUCAGGGCUAUGCUAAACCUACCAAAACCCAAGUCUGCGAUUAAAGCAGAGGUGAGGUCAGAAAUGCCGACACAAGAAACAGAGGCAGAGCCCGAGCCACAGCAGGUGCCCAAGCCUGUUGCCCCACGUUUUGUACCUAUGUCUGUCGGCAAAGGAAAGAAGAAGAAGCCUAUGGCUCCUCGACCAACAGCAUCGAACGAGAUGAGCACUGCGACAAACACAAAUACAGAUGCAUCCACAUCACAAACGCAACAGCCACCUCUUGAGACUAAGGCGCGGAAGCCGAAGGUCUCUCUCUUUAGCGUCUCGAACGAAGCAGAGCCUGCGCCCAAGGAGACAUCCGACGGCCAGUAUCAACCACUUCUCUACGACGGGGAAGAGGAAAGAGAUGUUGCUAUGACGGAGGGAGCAUACUACAUGCCACCAGCACCUGAGGUGGCACAGUAUGCUCCUUCAUCUACGAGUGGAUCUAACCCUCAUGACCUAACCAACAUUGCUUCUGAGUUGAACCUAUCGGAAGCAGAGCGCCGCCAACUAUUUGGUAAGAAAGGACGCGGUGGACCAGACUUUUCUGAUGCCACGAUCAAAGACUUCAACACAGACAUGGAGUAUGCCCAUAACGAAAAGCUACGGCAACAGGGUGAAGCAGUGCAGCAUAAUCCACUCAAAUCUAUAUCCGGUACUGGAAAGAAUAGCCUCCGAAGUCUGGUAAACGUCGCGACCACCCAGAAGGAUGCACUGGAGGAUCACUUCGCUGCUGGUGCUCGAAAUAAGAGAGAAGCAGGCAAUCGGUAUGGCUGGUAA